AUGUCUGGAAGGCUGUGGUGCAAGGCCAUUUUUGCUAGCUACAAGCGAGGUCUCUGGAACCAAAGAGAGCAUAUAGCUCUUCUUAAAAUUGAGGGUAUUUAUGCCCGAGAUGAAACAGAAUUCUACUUAGACAAGAGAUGUGCUUGUGUGUAUAAGGCAAAAAACAAUACACUGACUCCUGGAGGCAAGCCAAACAAAACCAGAGUAAUCUGGGGAAAAGUAACUCGGGCCCAUGGAAACAGUGGCAUGGUAUUCUGAAGCAACCUUCCUGCGAAGGCCACUGGACACAGAAUCCGUGUGAUGUACCCUUCCUGGAUUUAA
Messenger RNA from Psammomys obesus (fat sand rat), 321 nucleotides. Its product is annotated as 60S ribosomal protein L35a-like. NCBI's taxonomy places the organism in Eukaryota, Metazoa, Chordata, Mammalia, Rodentia, Muridae. Gene Ontology annotation, molecular function: structural constituent of ribosome. The record is from RefSeq and is a predicted model, not a curated record. Gene Ontology annotation, biological process: cytoplasmic translation; ribosomal large subunit biogenesis. Gene Ontology annotation, cellular component: ribosome; cytosolic large ribosomal subunit.